UUCGUCUCCCUCACUAUAAAUACACCACGCUCUCAAUUUCUCUCCUCCAAGACUCUCUCUCUCUCUCUCUCUCCCCAUUCUUGUUUCAAUCACUGAAACCUCAUCGAUUCCAUGGGUUCCGUGUUGAAGAAGCUGAAGAAGGCUCUCACUCCGAAGCUGCGCUGCGACUCCUCCUCCUCCACCGCAACCUCUCCGCCUCGCCCCUCCGAAACGACGUCGUCUGAGUUCUCCAUAACAUCUUCCAGCUUCUCCCGCGAGGUCGAUUCCGAUUCCUUUAAAUGUUGCACCAUUUGCCUGAGUAACGUGAAAAGAGGGCAAGGCCAAGCCAUCUUCACUGCUGAGUGUUCCCACUCUUUCCACUUCGACUGCAUUGCCAAAAACGUCGAGCAUGGAAAUCUUUGCUGCCCUAUCUGCAGGGCCAAAUGGGAUAGAAUUAAUGUACCGUUCCAAGCUCCCAAUGAUAGUGUGGAUCCUCAGCGAAACCACUUGGGCAGUAUCCAUCCUCAUCCUGAGCCCUUCUCUGACGAUGAGCCUUUACUUACCACCUCUUCUACUCAGUCAUCUGUCUCCCAGAGUGUGACAAUUAAGACUCACACAGAGUCACCUGCGAUCUCUGCUUCAGAAUCACGGGCAAAUUUUCCUGUGCUUGUCAGCAUUCGUGCACCACCUCUUGAGGACCCUAAUGGCCACAGUCGUACACCCGUUGACCUUGUAACAGUUCUGGAUGUAAGUGGCAGCAUGGGUGAAACAAAGCUUUCCCUUGUCAAGAGUGCUGUCAAAUUUCUCAUCCAAAACUUGGGGCCUUCAGACCGGCUGUCUAUAGUAUCAUUCUCAACAACUGCUACAAGGGUGUUUCCUCUACGAAGAAUGUCUGAUGAUGGCCGUGAGAGUGCCAUCCUAGCUGUUGAAUCACUUAGAUCAAGUGGUGGAACUAGCAUUGCGGAAGGACUCAAGAAAGGAACUCGAAUCCUUGAAGAACGAAGGGAAAGGAACCCAGUAGCUAGCAUCAUGCUCUUAUCCGAUGGCAUCGAUUCAUACUAUCCAGGUGGAAGCCAACUGAAGAAGCAAUUGCCUGCCUCCAUUUUUUCUAGCAAAACAGAACAUGGAAUUCCAGUCCACACAUUUGGGUUUGGCAAGGACCAUUGUCCAACUACUUUGCAUACUAUAUCUGAUGCAUCAAGCGGAACCUUUUCCUUCAUUGAAUCAGUUGAGAUGAUACAAGAUUCCUUCGCUAUAUGCAUUGGUGGUCUUCUCAGUGUUGUGACUCAAGAAUUGCGACUGACACUCAAGUCAGCAACACGUGGGGUGAUGAUUGUAGCAAUACCAUCAGGGAGAUAUUUCAGUGAGAUUUCUGACGAGGGAAAGCAAGGUGUUGUUACUGUUGGAAAUAUGUACGCAGAAGAGGAGAAGCAAUUUCUGGUAUACCUCUUUGUUCCGAAAUCCUCAAGAAGUGCCACCAAAACAUCAUUGUUGGAGGUGUUAUGUAUGUACAAAGAUCUAGCUGCAAAUGAGUUGAUUCAGGUUCCAGGUGAAAGAAUAGAAAUACUGAGACCUAAGGUUUGUUCCCCUGCUGAAAAGGCAGUGUCUUUGGAGGUUGAUCGGCAGUGCAACAGGGUUUCAGUCGCUGAAGCUAUUGCAGAGGCACAACGGAUGGCUGAGAUGGGAAAUCUGAAGGGUGCAAAGGCGACUUUGGCUCAAGAAAGAUCAACUCUCUUGUCAUCACCAGCUGCCCAAGCCGGGGACAGCCUCAUUACUUUGCUUGAAGCUCAGCUCACCGAAGUCAUUCAUAGAAUGGCAACAAUGGAUUUGUAUACACUGACCGGCCGUGCUUACGCUCUCUCAGAAAUGAGCUCGCACUCAUUGCAAAGAGCCGCAGCUACAGGUGACUCGACAACCUGGAGUCUCACCAUGAGUGAAGGUGGAAAUUCUGCCACCAGUAGUCGUGCGUUUGAAACACCUCAUAUGAGCAGAAUGCUGAGGUUAUCGCACAAUCUUGGGACUAAUCCUGCAGCAUGACAACAACUAGUAUACUGAUUAACUAAAUAAGUCUUGGCUUGACCCCAAUUUGGUUAGCUAUGGUGUGACUAGGAUACAGCAUUAAUCAUCGACUGCUUCAUCCUUCAGUAAUAGACUGAUCGGAAACUCAAGAAAUGUUUUAUAUUUCCGAUCAGGAAUCGUCUUCAUAGUUUGUAUGGAUUGGAUUUAUCUUAUAAUAGAGGAUCAGUACUAAUAAUUCGAUUUUCUAUUUAUUCA
This is a messenger RNA of Rosa chinensis, 2253 nucleotides long. Its product is annotated as E3 ubiquitin-protein ligase WAV3. The transcript has 2 exons. NCBI's taxonomy places the organism in Eukaryota, Viridiplantae, Streptophyta, Magnoliopsida, Rosales, Rosaceae. The record is from RefSeq and is a predicted model, not a curated record. The coding region runs from base 112 to 2016 and encodes 634 amino acids.